GGCGGGAGGGGAGAGGCGUGACCAAGAUAAGGGAGGCGUAGUGCUUUGCAGUACCUCUGUGUGACCCUUCAGCUGCUACUGUAGAGAGAAGACCUACGUCCAAGCUAACAGCUGGAGUCUUUUGAGGAACACUUCACUCCUGUCUCUGGGAUUAAAGGGGAAGCCGAAACCUGGGAAGGGCACGGCUAUCUUCUGCAGCUUGCGUGGCUACUGCAGCAGUAGCAGGUAGAAAGAUUACUGCAUCAACUCACUGAAGCAAUAGCCUCACUCUUUGUCUUUUAAACUUCAUCAACAAUGAAGCGAUGAUAUCAGAGAACAAAAGAACAUUUGCCAACUAACUGUCAUCACAAUUUCAAGUGCUUGUAUAAGCAGAAACAAGCUGCAACAGAGCUCUGUGUCAGCUAGUAUAGAGAGAAUGGUUUAUUUAGGAGCAGUUUUAGUAUAGUGCUUUAUAUCUGUAUCAGAUGAAAUAAAAAUGAGUGAGACCCCCAGAUUCUUUGUUGGACCUGAAGAUACAGAAAUAAACUCAGGAAAUUAUCGACAUUUCUUCCACCAUGCAGAUGAAGAUGAGGAGGAAGAGGAUGAGUCUCCACCAGAAAGGCAGAUUGUGGUUGGAAUAUGUUCCAUGGCAAAGAAAUCCAAAUCCAAACCAAUGAAGGAAAUUCUUGAACGGAUCUCCUUAUUUAAAUAUAUCACAGUAGAAGUAUUUGAAGAAGAUGUUAUUUUGAAUGAACCAGUAGAAAACUGGCCUUUAUGUGAUUGUCUUAUUUCUUUCCAUUCUAAAGGAUUUCCACUGGACAAAGCAGUUGCCUAUGCAAAACUCAGGAAUCCAUUUGUAAUCAAUGACUUGAAUAUGCAGUAUCUCAUACAAGAUAGAAGAGAAGUAUAUAGUAUUCUUCAAGCUGAAGGUAUUUUACUUCCUCGUUAUGCAAUUUUGAACCGUGACCCAAAUAAUCCCAAAGAAUGCAAUCUGAUUGAAGGGGAAGAUCAUGUAGAAGUAAAUGGUGAAGUUUUUCAAAAGCCUUUUGUAGAAAAGCCAGUCAGUGCUGAAGAUCACAAUGUUUACAUUUACUAUCCAACAUCUGCUGGUGGUGGAAGUCAAAGACUUUUUCGAAAGAUUGGCAGUAGGAGUAGUGUUUAUUCCCCAGAAAGCAAUGUACGAAAAACAGGCUCAUAUAUAUAUGAAGAGUUUAUGCCCACAGAUGGUACUGAUGUAAAGGUUUAUACAGUGGGUCCAGAUUAUGCGCAUGCUGAAGCUCGAAAAUCUCCAGCGCUUGAUGGCAAGGUGGAACGAGACAGUGAGGGAAAAGAAGUUAGAUACCCUGUUAUUCUUAAUGCACGAGAGAAAUUAAUUGCCUGGAAAGUCUGCCUUGCUUUUAAGCAAACAGUUUGUGGUUUUGAUUUGUUACGAGCCAAUGGACAGUCCUAUGUCUGUGAUGUCAAUGGCUUCAGUUUUGUGAAAAAUUCCAUGAAGUAUUAUGAUGAUUGUGCAAAAAUACUUGGCAAUAUUGUAAUGCGAGAACUUGCUCCACAAUUUCAUAUCCCCUGGUCAAUACCCUUAGAAGCUGAAGAUAUCCCAAUUGUACCAACUACAUCUGGAACUAUGAUGGAACUUAGAUGUGUCAUAGCUGUGAUACGUCAUGGGGAUCGAACACCAAAACAAAAAAUGAAAAUGGAAGUGAGGCAUCAAAAAUUUUUUGAUCUUUUUGAAAAGUGUGAUGGAUACAAAUCUGGGAAAUUAAAACUCAAAAAGCCAAAACAGUUACAGGAAGUGCUGGACAUUGCCCGACAACUUCUUAUGGAGCUGGGGCAAAAUAAUGAUUCUGAAAUUGAAGAAAACAAGUCAAAACUUGAACAACUUAAGACUGUAUUGGAAAUGUAUGGCCAUUUUUCUGGAAUAAAUCGUAAAGUCCAAUUAACUUACCUCCCUCAUGGUUGUCCUAAAACAUCUAGUGAAGAAGAAGACAGCCGAAGAGAAGAACCAUCCUUACUUUUGGUUCUAAAAUGGGGAGGAGAACUAACUCCUGCAGGCAGGGUCCAGGCUGAAGAACUUGGAAGAGCUUUCAGGUGUAUGUAUCCUGGAGGUCAAGGAGAUUAUGCAGGAUUUCCUGGCUGUGGUUUACUGAGAUUACAUAGUACCUACCGACAUGACCUCAAAAUAUAUGCCUCUGAUGAGGGACGAGUCCAGAUGACUGCAGCUGCUUUUGCAAAGGGGCUCUUAGCUCUAGAAGGAGAGCUUACACCCAUUCUUGUUCAGAUGGUAAAAAGUGCAAAUAUGAAUGGCCUUUUGGAUAGUGACAGUGACUCCUUGAGCAGUUGUCAGCAACGUGUGAAAGCAAGACUUCAUGAAAUACUUCAGAAAGAUAGAGAUUUUACUGCUGAAGACUAUGAAAAGCUUACUCCAUCUGGAAGCAUUUCUCUUAUCAAAUCAAUGCAUUUAAUUAAAAAUCCUGUGAAGACCUGUGACAAAGUUUAUUCCUUGAUACAGAGUUUGACUUCUCAAAUCAGACAUCGAAUGGAAGAUCCCAAAUCAUCAGAUAUUCAGCUUUACCAUAGUGAAACAUUAGAGCUUAUGCUACGUAGAUGGUCCAAGUUGGAGAAAGACUUUAAAACAAAGAAUGGAAGAUAUGACAUUAGUAAAAUCCCUGACAUAUAUGACUGUAUAAAAUAUGAUGUCCAGCAUAAUGGUUCCUUGAAAUUAGAAAAUACAAUGGAAUUAUAUAGGCUUUCGAAGGCAUUAGCAGAUAUUGUUAUCCCUCAGGAAUAUGGUAUAACUAAAGCUGAAAAACUGGAGAUUGCCAAAGGCUACUGUACUCCUCUAGUUAGAAAAAUUCGCUCAGACCUCCAGAGGACACAAGAUGAUGACACUGUAAAUAAACUCCACCCUGUGUAUUCCAGAGGUGUUCUGUCUCCUGAACGUCAUGUCCGUACCAGGUUAUAUUUUACCAGUGAAAGUCAUGUACAUUCUUUACUAUCUAUUCUUCGCUAUGGUGCCUUAUGCAAUGAAUCAAAAGAUGAACAGUGGAAACGAGCUAUGGAUUACUUAAAUGUUGUCAAUGAACUCAAUUACAUGACUCAGAUUGUAAUCAUGCUUUAUGAGGAUCCUAACAAGGAUCUUUCCUCAGAGGAACGCUUUCAUGUUGAAUUACAUUUUAGUCCAGGAGCUAAAGGAUGUGAAGAAGACAAAAAUUUACCAUCUGGCUAUGGAUAUAGACCAGCUUCAAGAGAGAAUGAAGGCAGGAGAUCUUUUAAAACUGAUAAUGAUGAUGAACCACAUACUUCUAAAAAAGAUGAAAUUGAUCGUGCUGUGAUACUGUUCAAACCUAUGGUAUCAGAGCCAAUUCAUAUACACAGGAAGUCUCCACUUCCAAGAUCUAGGAAGAUGGCUACAAAUGAAGAAGAGAGCCCCCUGAGUGUGUCUAGCCCAGAGGGUACUGGUACCUGGCUGCAUUAUACCAGUGGUGUGGGUACUGGGCGUCGAAGACGCAGAUCAGGGGAACAAAUCACUUCUUCCCCUGUCUCCCCCAAAUCAUUGGCUUUCACAUCCAGUAUUUUUGGCUCAUGGCAACAGGUUGUAUCUGAAAAUGCUAAUUACCUGCGAACACCAAGAACUCUUGUGGAACAAAAGCAGAACCCUACUGUAGGCUUUGAGUUGUAUUCCAUGGUGCCAUCUAUUUGUCCUCUAGAGACUCUUCACAAUGCCCUGUCUUUAAAGCAGGUGGAUGAAUUUCUUGCUUCCAUUGCUUCUCCAUCAAGUGAAGUUCCACGGAAGACUCCUGAAAUUUCUUCUACAGCUUCACGUUCCAGUCCAGUAAUGAGAAGAAAAAUAUCUUUAAAUACAUAUACACCUGCAAAGAUCCUCCCAACACCACCAGCUACCUUAAAGAGUACGAAAGCAAGCAGCAAACCAGCUACCAGCGGACCUUCUAAUGCAGUUGUUCCUAAUACCUCAUCUCGAAAAAAGAAUAUAACUAACAAAACAGAAACGCAUGAACACAAAAAAACCACUGCGAAAAAGAAAUAAAAUUUUAGCAGAAGCUGGACCUCCUUAAAUAUAUGAAAAUCACGUGUUCAAUAGAAAAGGACACAUAAUAAACCUUGGCUGAAAACUGUCAAAGCAAGUAGUUUAUGUUUCUCCUUAUACGUCUCUGAAUUCAUUUUAAAAUAUGUUAAAUCUAGAGAAUUCAUCAUAUAUAUUCAGGUAAGGAACUUUUCUCAUGAUCUUGAAAUGUUUAAGACAAUGUUCAUUAACAUUUUAUGAGCAGCAAAAGUUAUGGUGAUGAAGGUCUGUCAUUCUUAAUGUUAUGUUUACCAUGUGCCCUUGGUAAAGACAAGGACAGAAAAGCCCAGCUAGCUUGUAUCAGUGUCACAUCAAUAAUGCUGUUUACUCAAGAAUCUGUGAGGUGACCUCUAUAUACACUUUCAUUUUCAUGGGAUUUUAUCUUAGCUGUAGAAACCUAUAGCUUGGGUUAGAAUUUGGCAGUCAGGAUUACUGAUUGCAGAUUUUUUAAGUGUAUUUCCAAAGAGAUUUCAUUGACCAUUUAGAUUAGAAACUCUUCCCCCCAAUUGUUAGAAUUACAGAUAUGCUGCAUUAUUUAAUAACUGGAGUAUUAGCAUAUGGAUUAUUUUUUCAAUAUGUGCUUUGAGUUUUUUUAUUGUGUGUUAUUUAAAAUAUUGCAUAUACAGCUGGGAUAACUACACCUUUAUGCACAUAGAUUUCUAUAUUAAUUUGUAGAAAAUACUUUCUUUAUAUAUUUCCUUACCAUAAGGUGCUUUUGCUUAUCAGGAAAAUUUUGCUUCAUGUGUUGGGAAGAAAGACAGCUUUAGAUUUUUUUUUUUUUUUAAGAGAUAUAGUUGACAAGUUUAUAAAUGUUACACUUAUUUUCAGAGUUCUUUUUAGAUCUAAGGAAAUCAGGUCAGAAAUGGAUAUCAUCAAUGUGAGAAGAAUGUCUGAAUUCUGUAGUUAGUAGAUAUUAUGUAUAGCACCUCCUUUUUUAGCAUUUCCAUUCUUAUCUCUAGUGUAUCAGUUGAUCUCACUAAGAAAGCUUAAAGAUUGAACACUUGCUCUUUUCAAAUGAUUAGAUUUUGAAAGGAUGUUGAGAUCAUUGUUUUGUGAUUUCAUCUGUGAUGUGAAAAAAUAUUUAUUAUCCUUGGUGCUUUUUUCCCCCUAAUGCACAAAUAAUUAUAAACCACUUGAAAUGACUUAAACAGUAAACCAAACAGUACAAGCUGAUAAGAAUUCCAUGCAUUGCCAUACAGGUCACUUAAAUUGCUAAAACUUUAGUUUGAAGCUUAUGUUUAGGCAAUUACUGAAUUCUCAUAUGAACACAACUAUUAAAAUUCUUCAGGAGACUCUCCUGACUUUAGAUCAUCAUCUAAGAAUUGACUUUUAGAAAAUAAGCAUAUUAUGUGUUAGUUUUAAAAGUACCAGAUGCAAAAGUCACAAAUAUAUACAAUUAUAUGUUUAUAUACUUCACGUGAAUGUAAUUGUAUUAUGUGGAGACAUGUCUUUUAAACAACUGAAUGUACCUAGGCUUUCUGUAUGUGAAAAUGUUAAUGUGCUCAGUGUGGGAGUAAGAAACUACUUUUAUUUUUUAAGUGAAACUGAAUUAAAAUAUUUUAUUUCCAG
Messenger RNA from Neomonachus schauinslandi (Hawaiian monk seal), 5629 nucleotides. It is a transcript of the gene PPIP5K2, whose product is annotated as diphosphoinositol pentakisphosphate kinase 2. Lineage: Eukaryota; Metazoa; Chordata; Mammalia; Carnivora; Phocidae. The record is from RefSeq and is a predicted model, not a curated record. The transcript is spliced from 29 exons. Gene Ontology annotation, biological process: inositol metabolic process; inositol phosphate biosynthetic process. Gene Ontology annotation, molecular function: diphosphoinositol pentakisphosphate kinase activity; 5-diphosphoinositol pentakisphosphate 1-kinase activity; inositol hexakisphosphate kinase activity. The coding region runs from base 476 to 4024 and encodes 1182 amino acids. Gene Ontology annotation, cellular component: cytosol.